This is a messenger RNA of Dictyostelium discoideum AX4, 1110 nucleotides long. Its product is annotated as beta-lactamase-like domain-containing protein. Gene Ontology annotation, molecular function: zinc ion binding; N-acylphosphatidylethanolamine-specific phospholipase D activity. The transcript has a single exon. NCBI's taxonomy places the organism in Eukaryota, Evosea, Eumycetozoa, Dictyosteliales, Dictyosteliaceae. Bases 1 to 1110 code for a protein of 369 amino acids. The record is from RefSeq and is a predicted model, not a curated record.
AUGGAAGAAAUAAAUGAAGAAUAUGAAAGAAUUAAAUCAUCAAAAAAUAAAGAAGGUAGAUUUAAUAAUCCAUUCGGAGUUAGUGGUGUAUUUCCAGGAUUUUCAAAAGUAGUUAAUAGAAUUAAAGAGAUACGUAAAUUUCCAAUCAUACCAUUAACAGAAGAAGAGAGAAGAGAUAUUCAUCCAUGUUUAAAACCAAAUUUUGAAUUGAUUAAACAAGAAUAUGAUUUUAAAACAACAAUAAAAUCAACAUGGAUUGGUCAUUCGACAGUGAUUGUACAACUUGAAGGAUUCACAUUCUUGACAGACCCAGUUUGGAGUGAUAGAUGCUCACCAUUCACAUCGAUUGGUCCCAAACGUCAUACUGACCCAGCUUGUGCAAUCUCUGAAUUACCAAAAAUUGACUUUGUUUUAAUUUCACAUACCCACUAUGACCAUUUAGAUUAUCAAUCAGUUGUUGAAAUUUAUAAAUUACAAAAACCAACUUUCUACGUCCCAUUAGGUAUGAAACAAUGGUUUUUAGAUGCUGGUAUAUUUGAUGUUUUCGAAUUAGAUUGGUGGGAAGAAAUUAAAUUUAUUAAAAAUGAAAAUGAAAAUGAAAAUAAAAAUGAAAAUGAAAAUGAAAAUAAAAAUGAAAUAAAAUUAAUAUAUACACCAGUUAAUCAUAGUUCACGUAGAGGUUUAUUUGAUAAAGAUAAGGCACUUUGGGGUGGUUGGAUAGUUCAAGGUGAAUUUAGAAGAUUUUGGUUCUCUGGUGAUACUGCAUAUAAUGAUAAAUUAUUUAAAGUUAUUGGUCAUCAUUAUGGUCCAUUUGAUUAUAGUUUAAUUGCAAUUGGUGCCUAUGAUAGAAAUAGAGAAAUAAUGAGAGCAAAUCAUAUCGAUCCACAAGAAGCAGUAAUGAUUCAUCGUGAAAUUAAAAGUAAACGUUCAUUCGGUAUACAUUGGGGUACUUUUACAUUAACAAAUGAACCAAUUUUAGAACCUCCACAAUUACUAUUAUCAGAAUCAAAAAAACAAUCAUUAAAAGAAAAUGAAUUUUUCGUUAGUAAAAUUGGUGAAACUUCAAUAAUCAGUAAUGAUUUUAAUCAAAAUAAUAAUGAUGUAAAUUAA